AUGAUCCAGGAGGGUCAAAUAUACACAGGGCGCGUGCGAGGCAUUAAGCCUUUUGGGGCAUUCAUAUCUAUAAGAAGCGAGGAAAAAUCCAAAGACGGGCUCUGUCACAUUUCACAGAUCUCUACUCGACGAUUGGAAUCCCCAUCUGAGAUUUUGAAAACCGGACAAGAGGUUUUUGUUAAGGUGAUAAAGGUCCAGAAUGACGGCAAGAUUUCUCUUUCUAUGAAGAACAUUGAUCAGAGCAAAGGUGUAGAAAUUUUGGAGACAGAAACAAUGGAAUCACGCGGACAGAAGCGAAGACAGGACGCAGAUCUCUGGGAGCUGACACAAAUGAACAAUGCAUUUGGUGCUAAAAGAAUCGCCCUGAUGGGCAACGGCGGCGAGGAUCCGUAUGCAGAGGUGGACGAAGCUCCAGAACAGGACUCAGAAGAAGAAGAAGUGGAAAUAGAGGUGUCAAAAAGUGUGCCAUCGUUCUUGAAGGGGAAGAAUCUCAAACCGGAUGUGGAUGAGUCAGCUCUCACCGUGACCAAAAAUCCGGAAGGCUCCAUGACAAGAGUUGCGCAGUAUGGAUCGAAGUUUAUGAGUGAGGCCAAGACGAGAAAGCUGGAGAAAAAAAAGGAGGAAGAGCGCAACAAGAGGUUAGAGGAGAAAAUUAGGAUGAACGGUGAUCCUUUGAACCAAAUGACGAGGCCUACCGAGAACGAGAUCAAAAAGUCUGCAUACGAAGAAUGGCAGCGCCAGUCCAAAAACCAGUCGUACGGUAUCCGGUCCAACAUGAGUAUCAAGGAACAGCGAGAGUCUCUACCUGUUUAUCAAAAAAGAGAUGAGCUUCUUCGGUUAGUGCAGCAGAACGAUUUCCUCAUCGUCGUUGGUGAAACAGGUUCCGGAAAAACCACGCAGAUCACGCAGUAUUUGGCAGAGGAAGGCUAUUCCUCUAAAGGAACUAUUGCGUGUACGCAGCCAAGGAGAGUGGCUGCUACCAGUGUGGCAAAAAGAGUUGCGCAAGAAGUCGGCUGUAAAGUGGGCGAAGAAGUCGGUUACACGAUUCGUUUUGAAGACUGUACGAGUAACAAGACCAUAAUCAAAUACAUGACCGAUGGUAUGUUGCAACGAGAAGCUUUGGUGGAUCCAGACCUAAUGAAGUACUCUGUGAUCAUGUUGGACGAAGCUCACGAGCGGACGAUUGCUACAGACGUGCUUUUUGCGCUGUUACGGGAGGCCGUGAUAAGACGCGAAGGUGGUCUCAAGCUUAUCGUCACCUCUGCUACGCUAGAUUCUCAGAAAUUCUCCAGAUACUUUGAAAACUGUCCCGUUUUUCACAUCGAGGGACGAACUUUUCCGGUCAAAAUUUUCUACACAAAGGAGCCAGAACUCGAUUACAUCCAGUCUUCCAUUCAGACCGUUAUAGACGUGCACACUAAUAACCCCCCCGGCGACAUCCUCGUGUUUUUGACCGGUAAAGAGGAAAUUGAUACUUGUUGCGAAACAUUGGUCGAGAAAAUGAGUCUGCUGCGUGCAGAAAAACCUCAUGUCUCGGAACUGAUUGUUUUGCCGAUCUAUUCUUCGCUACCGUCAGAAAUGCAAAGCCGUAUUUUUGAGCCAACUCCGUCUGGAAAACGCAAAGUUGUGCUUGCCACAAACAUAGCCGAGACAUCUGUCACGAUCGAUGGAAUCUACUACGUUAUUGAUCCGGGCUAUGUCAAAGUCAACGCUUACGAUCCAAAGCUGGGGAUGGACUCGUUGAUUGUGCAGCCGAUCUCUCGCGCUCAGGCAGAUCAACGAUCUGGUAGAGCAGGAAGAACAGGCCCUGGUAUCUGCUACCGUUUAUACACAAAGAACGCAUAUUUGAACGAGAUGCCAGCCAAUACUGUUCCCGAGAUUCAACGCCAAAAUCUGUCUUAUACGAUCCUGAUGCUGAAGGCAAUGGGAAUCGACGAUGUUCUUGGCUUCAACUUCAUGGAUAGACCGAAAGAGCAGCUUAUUCUCACAGCGCUGGAAGAGUUGUACAUUUUAGAUGCGUUGGACGAAAAUGGAGUUCUGACAGAGUUCGGAAAACGAAUGGCAUUCUUCCCGAUGGAACCAUUACUGUCCAAGACUCUGAUCCAGUCAAUCGAGUUCAAAUGCUCCGACGAGGUCAUCACCGUCAUUGCCAUGCUUUCGGUGCCGGAUAUUUUUUAUCGUCCGAAAGAAAAACGGGACGAGGCAGACCGCAUAAAAGCUAAGUUCCAUGAUUACAACGGAGACCAUCUAACUCUCUUGAAUGUUUACAACAAGUGGUCCGAUGCGGACAACCCGAGACUUUGGUGUCAGAACAACUUUAUUCAUGAAAAAUCGAUGCGAAGAGCCAGAGAGGUGCGCAGGCAGCUUUUGAAAAUUUUCGACAAUCUCGACAAGCGAGAACGUCAGGCGGAAUCGUCUGUAAUCAGCUGCCGCGGGAACUGGGAUUUGAUCCGCAAGGCUUUCGUUUCUGGGUUCUUCAAAAAUUCUGCGAAACGCGCAGCAACACACGAUCCAGACGAAGGAUCCUACCGGACUCUGGUCGAGAACACUCCCGUGCACAUCCAUCCUUCGUCCUCGCUAUUCCGGAAACACGGGGUCGACUAUGUGAUAUACCACACGCUUGUGCUGACUAAUAAGGAGUACAUGCACUGUAUCACCAAAAUCGAUCCAAAAUGGCUGCUGAUGUACGCUCCGCGCUUUUUCAAGACUGCUGACUCGUCGCAGCUGAGCACCAAGAAGAAAACGGAGAAACUGCAGCCUCUGUUCAAUAGAAAUGAUCCAAAGGAAAAUUGGAGACUCAGCAAGGGUAGGCGUUGA
Molecule: messenger RNA, 2817 nt
Organism: Ogataea angusta
Lineage: Eukaryota; Fungi; Ascomycota; Pichiomycetes; Pichiales; Pichiaceae
Exons: 1
Coding region: 1-2817 (938 amino acids)
Biological process (GO): spliceosomal complex disassembly
Cellular component (GO): intracellular anatomical structure; catalytic step 2 spliceosome
Molecular function (GO): RNA binding; ATP hydrolysis activity
Source: RefSeq, a predicted model, not a curated record